AUGACCAGAAGGAAGAUAUACUGGGUCACCAGGUCUUCUGGUGACCUUGUGAAUCUCGGCUUGGAUGUAGAUGAUGACAUGGUUUCAGGACUUAGCUAUAAAACUGUCACUCUUGAAGACAGCCCCGGGAGCCCGCAGGUGAGGGAGCCUGCGGCACAAGAGAUGGGGAGGUACGAUGGUGCCUGGAGAACCAUGAUUCCCUUCCGUCCGAAGCCAAAGUUUCCUGCGCCCAAGCCCCUGGAUGAUGCUGGCCUGUUCUCUUACCUAACGCUGUCAUGGUUCAGCCCAGUCAUGAUCCAAGGUUUACGGAAAUGCUCAGAUGAGAGCACCAUCCCCCAGCUGUCAGUACAUGAUGCCUCAGCCAAAAAUGCCAAAAGGCUUCGUCUCCUUUGGGAUGAAGAAGUCUCAAGGCAUAGAAGUGCCAAAGCUUCAGUGCUUCGAGUGAUGCUGAGAUUCCAAAGAACAAGGGUUAUUUUCAGUACGCUUUUGGGCUGCUGCUUCUCUGCCGCGAGUGUUCUGGGGCCAAUGCUGGUUAUACCAAAGAUCCUGGAAUAUACUGAAGAAUGGUUGGGGAACAUUGCCUAUGGAGUAGGGCUUUGCUUUGCCCUUUUUCUCACCGAGUGUCUGAAGUCUCUGAGCAUGUGCUCAUGCUGGGUCAUCCACCAGCACACUGGCAACAGGUUUCGUACAGCUGUCUUCCCCUUUGCCUUUGAGAAGCUGAUACAAUUGAAGUCUUUAACACACAUCACCACGGGAGAAGUAAGUGAUGAGGCUGCACAUGGAGGCGAGAAUCUCAGAAGAAAGGAAAUGGAGCUCUUGGAGAAGUGUGGGUUUAUCCUGAGCCUGACGACUACCGCCUUGUUCACAGCCUCCUCCAUGGCCUCAGUAGUGACGUUCCUCAUCCACACAGGCUUACGGCUGAAACUCACAGCUUCAGUAGCCUUCACCACCGUGGCCACCCUGAAUCCCAUGCGGCUGUCCAUGGUCUUACUACCCUUCACAGUCAAAGGCCUCGCAAUGUCCAGGUCUGCCUCAGAGAGGUUCAAGAAAUUUUUCCUCCAGGAGAGCCCUGUCAUAUAUGUCAAGGCAUCGAAAGACCCCAGCAAAACAGUGGUUUGGGGGUAGGCCACCUUGUCAUGGAGAAAGAUCUGCCCCGGGAUUGUCAAUGGAGCCUUGGAGCUGGAGAAGAAUGGACACACUCCUGAGCGGAUGACCAGGGCUCAGCCACCUCUGGGUGCCCUCAGGCCAGAGGACAAAGGGGACACCCAGGCCCCAGAGUUGCACAAGAUAAACCUGGUGGUGUCAAAGGGGACCACGCUAGAGGUCUGUGGCAACACAGGGAGUGGCAAGAGCAGCCUGUUGUCAGCCAUCCUGGGGGAGACGCACUCGCUGGAGGGCUCGGUGAGGGUGCACGGAAGCCUGGCCUAUGUCCCCCCGCAGGCCUGGAUCAGGGGGAGCAUUCGGGAAAACAUUCUCAUGGGAAGCCAGUACGACAAGGCCCGGUACCUCCAGGUGCUCCACUGCUGCUCCCUGAACCAUGAUCUGGAAAUUCUUCCCUUCCGAGACAUGACGGAGAUCAGAGAGUGGGGCCUCAACCUCUCGGGGGGGCAGAAGCAGAGGAUCAGCCUGGCCCGAGCUGUCUGCUCUGACUGCGAGCUUUACCUGCUGGACGACCCGUCGGCCGUGGACACCCACAUGGGGAAGCACAUCUUUGAAGAGUGCAUUGAGAAGGCGCUCAGGUGGAAGACUGUCAUCCUGGUGACCCACCAGCUGCAGUAUUUAGAGUUUUGCGACCAGAUCAUUUUGUUAGAAGAUGGGAAAAUCUGUGAAAAAGGAAUUCACAGUGAGUUAAUACAGAAGAAGGGGCGAUAUGCCCAGCUCAUCCAGAAGAUGCAUGGGGAAGCCAUACAGGGAGUGUUGCAGGGCAUAGCAAAGGCAGCAGAAGAGCUACAGGUGGAAGGUCGGGCCCAGACCACUUGUCCAGAAGAGGUUCUCAAUGAAAAUGCUGCGCUAGAAAAUCAGCUCACACAGAAGGAGAAGAUGGAAAAAGAGUCCCUGAAGUGGAGCAUCUACCACCACUACAUCCAGGCAGCUGGAGGUUACCUGGUCUCUGCCAUGGUUUUCCUCCUGGUGAUGACGGCCUUCUUAACAAUGUUCAACUUGUGGUGGCUGAGCUAUUGGCUGGAGCAGGGCUCAGGGACCGAUAGCAGUCAAGAGAGCAAUAGGACCACUGCAGACCCAGGUGACGUAUUGGACAAUCCUCAGCUGCCCUUUUACCAACAGGUGUAUGGCCUCAGCGCCCUGUUCGCAGUCUGCAUGGGCUUCUGCACCUCGGCGGCUUUCACCAAGGUCACGAGGAAGGCACCCACAGCAUUGCACAACAAGCUCUUCAAAAAGGUGUCCCGCUGCCCCUUGUGUUUCUUUGACACCACCCCAACAGGCCAACUCCUGAACUGCUUUGCAGGGGACUUGCAUGAGCUGGACCAAUUCUUGCCCACUGUGGCUGAAUAGUCCCUGCUCGUGAUUUUGGUGGUGACCACCAUCCUGAUGAUUGUUAGUGUGGUGUCUCCCUUUGUCCUGCUGAUGGGAGUCGUAACACUCAUUGUUUGCCUCGUUUAUUUUAGAAUGUUCAAGAGGGCCAUCAAUGUGUUCAAGAGCCUGGAGAACUACAGUUCCCCUUUAUUUUCCCACAUCCUCACCACUCUGCACAGCCUAAUCUCCAUCCAUGUCUAUGGAGAAACUGAAGAUUCCAUCAGCAAGUUUAACACGCUGACGGAUGCACAGAAUAACUACCUGCUGAUGUUUCUGUCUUCCACGCAACGGGUGGCACUGAAGCUGGAGCUAAUGACCAGCAUGGUGACCUUGAUGGUGGCCUUGUUCACGUUUUUUGGAGUUUCCUCUGCCCCCUAUUACAAAGCCAUGGCUAUCAGCCUUGUCCUGCAGCUGGCGUCCAACUUCCAGGCCUGUAUCCGGAUUAGUUCAGAGACAGAAGCGCACUUUAUAGCUGUGGAGAGGAUGCUGCAGUACAUGAAGAUGUGUGUCUCUGAAGCUCCUUUACACAUAGAAGGCACAAACUGUCCCCACGGGUGGCCGCAGCAUGGGGAAAUCACAUUCCAGGAUUAUUAGAUGAAAUACAGAGACAACAUGCCUAUUGUCCUUUACAGACCCAACCUGACGAUUCAUGGCCAGGAAGUGGUGGGCAUCGUGGGAAGGACAGGCUCUGGGAAGUCCUCCCUGGGGGUGGCUCUCUUCUGCCUGGUGGAACCAAGCGCGGGCCGCAUCCUCAUCAAUGGCGUGGACAUCUGCAGCCUCGGCCUGGAACACCUGCUGUCCAAGUUCUCGGUUAUCCCUCAAGAUCCUGUCCUGCUGUCAGGGACCAUCAGAUGAGUGUUCAACCUGGACCCUUUUGACCACUGCACAGAUGAGCAGAUCUGGGAUGCCUUGGAGAGGACAUCCUUGAGCAAGAUGAUCUCAAAGUUGCCGCAAGGCCUACAAGCAGAAGUUGUGGAAAAUGGCUUGAACUUCUCGGUGGGGUAGUGGCAGCUGCUCUGCAUCACCCGGGCCCUCCUCCGCAGCUCCAAGAUCAUCCUUAUUGAUGAGGCCACAGCCUCCACUGACUUGGAGACGGGCACCCUGAUCCAGCGUACAACCCGUGAAGGCAUCCGGGGCUGCACAGUGCUGAUUAUCGCACACCGCGUCACCACCAUCCUCAACUGUGACCGCAUCCUCGUCAUGAGCAACAGGAAGGCGGUGGAGUUUGACAGGCCUGAGGUCCUGCAGAAGCAGCCCGGGUCCAUGUCCGCAGCCCUGCUGGCAACAGCCAGUUCUUCGCUGAGCUCAGGAGAAGGGAGACCGCAGUGA
Messenger RNA from Lipotes vexillifer (Yangtze River dolphin), 3861 nucleotides. It is a transcript of the gene ABCC11, whose product is annotated as ATP binding cassette subfamily C member 11. NCBI's taxonomy places the organism in Eukaryota, Metazoa, Chordata, Mammalia, Artiodactyla, Lipotidae. The record is from RefSeq and is a predicted model, not a curated record. Gene Ontology annotation, biological process: transmembrane transport. Gene Ontology annotation, cellular component: plasma membrane. Gene Ontology annotation, molecular function: ABC-type transporter activity; ATP binding; ATP hydrolysis activity.